This is a messenger RNA of Betta splendens (Siamese fighting fish), 5436 nucleotides long. RefSeq names its product zinc fingers and homeoboxes 3b (gene zhx3b). The transcript has 7 exons. The coding region runs from base 576 to 4271 and encodes 1231 amino acids. Gene Ontology annotation, biological process: regulation of transcription by RNA polymerase II. Gene Ontology annotation, molecular function: DNA binding; DNA-binding transcription factor activity, RNA polymerase II-specific. The record is from RefSeq and is a predicted model, not a curated record. Gene Ontology annotation, cellular component: nucleus. Lineage: Eukaryota; Metazoa; Chordata; Actinopteri; Anabantiformes; Osphronemidae.
CAAAAAUAGGGCUCGUGAACAAGAGACGGAGACGAGCAAUCAGAUGUAAUAGCUGGGAUUUUUUUCAUCAGUGAAUAUUUAUGCUGUUGGUUUGAAACAGUCCAAAGGUUAGUUGGACGUGUGGGCUGUGGAUGAGCUGAAUAUGAAACGGGCCGCGGCGAAGCUGGGCUCCGCCGGCGCGUGGAGGGGCCCGGGCUCCGCCUCGGCCCUGGAAGAGUUAACGUGGCUCUGAGCUAAUGGACCAUGACCCCUUUGUGUCAGAGCAAGGCUGUGGAUCUGCGAGCGCAGGAAACAGAAUCGGUUGUGGUUGAACAAACAACAUUGAAUUGGGUGAAGCACAAACGCGCUGUGUGAUAACGGCGCGUCUGCCGUUGGUGCCGCAGCGCCGCUCAGUCUGAAACCAAACGAACAUUUGCAUGGCUCCGUUCAUGCAAAGGGAGCACGAGUUAGACGGGGGCUCGAAGCAGAAAAGCUGCGUUCGGUUGCACCGUCGGUCUUCAGCGCCAGCGUCUGGAUCGCAGCUUUUGCCUCCUGAACUUCUGGGCGCCGGUGAACUUUGCUGAGCUCUUGUCGCCAUGUCGGCGCGCGGCGGCGGAGGGAGCGCGUGCCCUAGAGCCGUCCUCCAGCACUGCAUCACUCUGUCUGCGGGGGGGAGCGGGGAGAGGAGGAAGGGGAGCGCUCCUGCACAGGAAGCCACGCCAUCUUGCACGGAGUCAAGGCUUCUAGAGGUCCCACAGAUUUUUACUCCAAAUUGUCCUGGGAACAGCAUUUGGACUUAUGGGCAGGUCCUGCCACCCUCCUUCCCCCAUGUCUGGUCUAUAGUCGGCCGGAAGCAACUCGUAUUCUCACUCUCAGCCCACUCGAAGCCAUUUGACCAGCCCUCCCCACCCUCCAGUCACACCAUGGCCAGCAAGAGGAAGUCCACGACUCCCUGCAUGAUACCGAGCAAGAUCAUACGGCCCCAAGAGGAGGUGGAACAGGACUCGCUGCUUCUCCAUCCAGCCAGGAAUUCUGGGGGCGUUAUUCACGGCCCCCUGGAUCCCGGAGAGUCUUCCAAACCAGAGGCAGCGGACAAGGAUGGUGUCGGCACGUACACCUGUAAGCCUUGUAACUUUGAAACCCAUGACCUUAACUUAUUCCUGGAUCACGUGUACAGCGGGCACCCGGACUUCCGCGCAGAUCCCAGUUUCUUUUGCAUGAACUGUGGGGUUUCGGCACCCAAGUUUGAAGGGCUGGCUCUGCACAACGCCCGGGUUCACCCCAGCACGUUGAACACCAUUUUGCAUCUGAGGAAGCGGGACAGGAGAGUGGUGGUGGAGCAGAACCUGGUGCCGGGGGCGGAGUUUGGGAAGGACAAUGAGAUUUCCAUCACCAAAACCCCAAUCAUGAGGAUGCUGAAGGGCAAGUCAGAACCCAAGCGGAUAGUUGUGUCUCACUCGGCCUCUGACGAGGCUUUAUCGGAUCCUCAUUCUCUCGCUGAGAGAAAGGAGACUCCUGCAGUGACAGUCACUCAUGUUCCCACAAUAGUCCACAAUGGCGCCACCAAGGUCACGCUGCCCUCAGCGAUCCAGAUAGUCAACGGCUCUGGUUCAUUACCGAUGCUUAAGACCCCCAUCUCACAGGUGGUGUCUGUGGUUCAAAGCAGAAGCCUUCAGCAAAAUGCAUCCAUCACAGCUUCUGCAAAUGUUUCCUCUCCUUCCUCGCCCUCCUCCAAAAAUCUCCCCAAGGUGAUGAUUCCACUAAGCAGUAUCCCGACCUACAGUGCCUCCAUGGACUCCUCUUCCUUCCUGAAAACUUCCUUUAGCAAGUUCCCAUACCCCACAAAGGCUGAGCUCUGCUACCUGACUGUGGUCACAAAGUUCCCCGAGGAGCAGAUCAAGAUCUGGUUCACAGCCCAGAGACUUAAACAAGGCAUCAGCUGGUCUCCUGAGGAGAUUGAAGAGGCCAGACGCAAGAUGUUCAACACCAUCAUCCAGACAGCACCCUCUAGCUCCCAGACGCAGAGCCACCACACUCCAGCCCAGCACACGAUCACGGUCCUGCCCGCUUCACUGGGAGCCACAGGGAUCCCUCACAUCCUGCAGGGAUCGCUUGUGAGCCAAGGAGGGGUGAUUGUCACGCAGCCUGUCAUGACCAACGGUAUCCAGGUGAGCAGUGCUCCUAUGGCCUUGGCCGUCACACCCAAACCCCAAGCAGCAGCUCGCCCCAUGAUGCAGGCCCGGCCCGCUGCGGCCCUAGUGGCCGAUAAAGGCGUGGGCAUGGUGGUGGGGACGGUGGGCAGCAGCAGCACUGGGAGCACCGUCAUCAGCAGCAGUAAAAGCAGCAGGAGCGGGGGAGCGGGCACUGGCAGCAUUAGUAAUAGCACUCAGGCCAGUGUCAUCAACCUUAGUCUUGGAAGCAGCGGCAAGGUGAUCAGCGUCAAUGGUAGUAAGCACAGCAGUACGGAUUCAGACUGCAAUGACAAGAGUAAAGUGAAUGUUCCCAGCAGUGUUAAUGCUAAGAAGGCCGAUGUCGGUAAAGUCAGCAGCACCAGCAUUGUGCAGAGUGACGGCAAACCCACCGAGAGCAACGGCAAAGCGGGCAGCGACGAAGACAAGUGCAUGGAUGCUAACGAUAGCAGCAGAGACCUCGCCGCUAACGUGGACGACGCGGACCGCAGCGCCAGCGACUCGCCGCCCAUCCUCAUGGAGGAGGCGUCCUCCCCGGCCUCCAAGUCGUCUUCGCCCUCGCCCGCAGCCGCCCUGGGCCACCGGAUGCCGGUCAACGCCUUCCUGGACCCCAGCUUCUUCAAGGGGAAGAAGUCCCAGGAGCAGCUCAGCACGCUGAAGGACAGUUUUGUGGCCAACCAGUUUCCGGACCAGGAGGAGGUGGAUCGGCUCAUCGGCCUGACCGGGCUCACGGUGCGAGAAGUCCGCAAGUGGUUCAGCGACCGGCGCUACCACUUUCGCAACCUCAAGAGUUCACGCACCAGCACAGGCUCCCAGAGUCGGUCCAGCUGUGCAGCCGGAGGCGGAAGCAGGUCGUCCACGCCGGGCAGCGGCACCGCCAGCAGCAGCAGCAGCGUCAACUCCGUGGAGAUGUCAGACAGCGUCAAUAACUCGGGUGCGAAGACGCCGCAGCACAACUCUGAACCCCUGAGCCCACCUGCGGCGCAGACGCCCACUUCACCCACCACUCCCUCCCGCCGCCACCCCAGGCCGCCGUCUCCUGAUUUCACAGCCAUCCGCUACAAAGAGCGAGAACCCCACCAGGUGAAGGCGCUGGAGGCCAGCUUUGCGCAGGAACCUGAGCCGUCGGGGGAAGAAGUGGACAGAUUGCGAUCAGAGACCAAGAUGACAAGAAGGGAGAUCCACGGGUGGUUCGCUGACAGAAGGAAGAGAGUGGCAGCUGAGAGAAAGAGGGAGGAGGCCGAGCGGGCACUGAGGGAGGACGACGACGACUUCGGCGUCGACGGGGACGAGCACCAGAGGCAGGAGGGCGCGGGAGAGCUGAAAGUGAACCCUAUUAAAAUAAACCUGAAGAUGCUGAAGGUGACGGAGGCCAACGGCAAAGGGGAAGGCGAGGAGCUGGAGAGCCCGACUUUACCGCUUCACCUGAGCAGCACGCCCGCGUCCUCCCCGAGCCCCACGUUGUCCUCCACCCCCAAAGCUCCCCACACGUCCACCCCCACGCCCAAGACCUCCCACUCCCCUAAACCCGCAGCCGUCCGCGGUAAAAAGACCAUAGAGCAGCUCCACCUGCUCAAACAGGUUUACGCCAGAACCCAGUGGCCCAGCGCCGCCCAGUACGAUGAGCUCAUCUCGGCCACCGGGCUGCCCAGGCCCGAAGUGGUGCGAUGGUUCGGGGACAGCCGCUACGUGCAGAAGAACGGCCAGCUGAAGUGGCUGGAGGCGUACCAGAACAUGGCGGUGGAGGAGGAUCUGCAGAAGGGAAACGCACAGAUCCUGCAGGACCACCUGGACGCCCACGGGCGGCUGCAGGAGACUCAGUUACAGGAACUGUCUCAGACCAGUGGUUUGACGGUGGACCUGGUGCAACACUGGUUCUCCAGCAAGGCGUCCGUACCAGGCCUCGAACAAACGGCUGCUGCCCGUGCAACAGGACUGAGGCAAGUUGCACCAGUAUUUACUGAGCCACGAACAACAGGAUCCUCCCCUCAGGGGCCGCAGGCGGGAGGAGGGACGGAGGUGAAAAUGGAGCAGUCCGUGUGUGGUGCGACAGAGGAGGCCAAGAGAGAGAAGGCUGUGAAUCCCACUGAAGGAACUGACUGAACAGGCCUUUUGUCUGAGGAUGGAGUUGACACACAGGUGGUCUUUGUGUUGGGAGUCUGAGUAAAAGACGACAGAUGCUGUUGAAACAGGAUCACUGGAUGGAACCGGACCUUGAAGCCAUCCCUCUCUCUCCUUUCUCGCCCGAGCCUUAGAGGUAGGCAUGGCCUCCCCCGCUACGUGAGAUGGACACUAAAGCCACUAACCCCCACCAAGCACCCGCCCCUCUCCUUGCCCUCUUUCCCCCAUUUUGCCUGCCCCUCGGUACACACGUGCCCAGACACCCUCCCAGCCGCCAUUUUCUCUUCAGUAGGAAGUCCCAGUGGAAACCGCAGGACUGGUAGUGCUGGUGGAGGUGGUGGUGGGGGGAGGGAAGGAGGGAGGGGCGGCUCCGACGGCAUUUUUCUGCUGCGUUUGUUCCGCCUGCCUGCUGGGAUGGGAAACGGGAUGAAAAGAGGAGGAGGAGGGAUGAUGUGGAGGAGCAAGAGGAAAGAAAAAAGGGAGAAGGGUCAUCGAGACUGACACCUCAGCAGAAGCCGAUUGGGGGGAGGGGGAGGAGCAGGGGCAAGUAUUGACCACGUCAACGCGCGGACGAAGGCCUAUGGCGUCUUGACGGUUGUUCUGCGGUACGAGAAGCUGCACAGCUCUUUCCUACAGGGUGCUUGCCUAGGCCUUAAAGUGAGAUCAAACGAUGAACUCUGUACUGUGUUGUAUUCAUAGUCCUGUUUCCACGCUCAUGCACUCACUUCAUGCUUAGAGCUUAUUUUGAAUGUGCUGGCUAGGUUGCUCACAGCCUCCUGUGACACGCAGCACUGAUGCUCAUUUUGAUGUCUCCAGAGAUUUUGCAGAUCUUUUUGUACCAACCUGUCAUUUACCUGUACACACUUUAAGUAGGACAAUAAAUGAAGUUGUUCAGUACGGGGGGUUCAGCCCCCCAUUGUGUCUGGAAGGAAAGUGACAGUAUGUCACUGUACAGGUACUGUAUGAAAUCUGGCUUGUGUUGUAGCAUCAAGUGCUUCUUUAUCACUGACGUGUCCGUUAAAUUGUUUUAUGGAACUUUCUUAACAUUUGACUGUAACAGAACCGAACUUUUGCCAGAGUUCCAUACUUAGACUUGGUGUAUCAUUUUUACAGAAGGAAUUUGUAGAAUAAAAGUGAGUAAGUCUGA